AUGAGCUUAUCUUUUUCUGAAUCCAAAACCUUUAAAUUAAACGCUUUUCAAUUGAUUGAUAAGAUUAAAAUUCUUGCUGAGCAAUGCUUUUAACUGAGUAGAAUAGGAACUGUUGUCCUUGACUAAUAAAUGGAGGAAAAUGAAAUUUUGAGUACUUAUGGUUCAUUUGUGUGUAUAGUCCAAAAAAUCAUUGAAUAUAGAUAAAGACUAUCAAAGUUCAACGAGAUAAUUGAAUGUUGCUUGAGUUUGAUUAGAGACUAUGAAUAUGUUUUUAAUACAUUCUAAGAUUUAAAUUCAUAAUAAAGAAAAAUAAGCAGCAAAGUAUCAGUUAAUAAAUAAAUCUUUGCUCAAUGCAAAAACGAUAUCUCUGAUCUCAUAAAAUUCUUUAAUAGUUAUGAAACAAUUUAUCCCACACUAUGCAAAAUAUAUCAAACUAUCGAAAAAAAGAAAUGA
Molecule: messenger RNA, 453 nt
Organism: Tetrahymena thermophila SB210
Lineage: Eukaryota; Ciliophora; Oligohymenophorea; Hymenostomatida; Tetrahymenidae
Exons: 1
Source: RefSeq, a predicted model, not a curated record